Molecule: messenger RNA, 2443 nt
Organism: Colossoma macropomum (tambaqui)
Lineage: Eukaryota; Metazoa; Chordata; Actinopteri; Characiformes; Serrasalmidae
Gene: nr1h4
Product: nuclear receptor subfamily 1, group H, member 4
Exons: 11
Coding region: 540-2000 (486 amino acids)
Biological process (GO): positive regulation of transcription by RNA polymerase II; bile acid signaling pathway; negative regulation of inflammatory response
Molecular function (GO): zinc ion binding; nuclear receptor activity; RNA polymerase II cis-regulatory region sequence-specific DNA binding
Source: RefSeq, a predicted model, not a curated record
UAAAGCUGAGGGAUUGUAGUGGGAGAGUCAUGUUGGAGAAUCUGGAAAUCUGUGAUUUUCUUCCCAUCUAACAUACUGCGUGCAUGAAAAAGUUCAGUUAAGUCGAAAUUGACCAGACCAAGUGUUUUUUAAUGACAUAACAAGAUCUUGUUAUUAUUUCAAAGCACUUAAUGCAAGAGCUCAGUUCACAACUAUUUUAUCAGCUGAAUAAACAACUAACCUACUUACAUCUAGUGAAAGCAGAUUAGCCACAACUACAGCCUGACCUGUAAGUCUCUUCUGUGGGAAAUCUGUGGGAAUUUUUAAACAUUGGACAGACCAGACAGAGAGUGCUGCCUAGACUCCUAACAGAAGCACUUAUAUGCCUCUACCCAAACACUGAUGCUUCCAAAUCUCAAGUUCCACAGGGCAGUAGAGUGUGUGAAGCAGUUCGAGGAGAGAAGAGUAAAAAGUAGGAUUGAUGCCAUUAAUUCUAUUCUGCACCGAAGAACUAAACUGUAAUUGGAACUGGACCCUGGGGUCAACACACAAGUGUCUGGAUGAAUGAGUGGGUGGGCCCUGAUGUCAAUGUGGUGGGACCUUUGCAGAUCCCACCCAAUGAUGGGUUCCCCAUGCCAGAGAGCUCCCAUUUUUUUGAUAUUCUGGCAGAGCACAGCAGCCCUCUGCUUCAGGAGGUCCAGGAGGUUUUGCCUUUCACCAGCUAUCCCAGCAUGCAGUACUCCGCAGUGGAGCAGUCCAUGCCAUCUCCAUCAUACUACUCCAACCAAAACUACUACCCCCAGUACAGCCCGGAGGAGUGGUACACACCAUCCACUAUGCUGGAGUUGAGGAAAGGCCCACUGGAGGGGGGCUUCAGCACAGAGAUGGAGGAACCAUCCCCCAUUGUUCCCACUGUGUACAAAAGACCCAGACAUGCUGCCCACUCAGGCAGGGUCAAAGGGGAAGAACUGUGUGUGGUGUGUGGGGACAAAGCCUCGGGAUACCACUACAACGCUCUCACGUGUGAAGGGUGUAAAGGGUUUUUCAGAAGGAGUAUAACCAAGAAUGCAGUGUAUAAGUGUAAGAGUGGAGGGAACUGUGAGAUGGACAUGUACAUGCGCAGAAAGUGUCAAGAGUGCCGACUUCGGAAGUGCAAAGAGAUGGGCAUGCUGGCAGAGUGUUUGCUAACAGAGAUUCAGUGCAAAUCCAAAAGGCUGAGGAAAAACACCAAGACCUCACUAGAAGACGGCACAGGAGACGAUACAGAGGUGGGAGACAGUGGGGAUGCUAAACAGGUCACAUCUACAACCAAAACUUUUAAAGAAAAAGUGGAGCUCAGUCAAGAGCAGCAGGCGUUACUAAAUUACAUUGUUGAAGCAUACAACAAACAUCGUGUCCCUCAGGAUAUGGCCAAGAAACUGCUGCAGGAGCACUUCAGUGCAGAGGAGAAUUUCCUGCUGUUGACAGAAAUGGCAACAAGCCACGUCCAGGUUCUGGUAGAGUUCACUAAAAACAUCCCAGGUUUCCAGUCUCUGGACCAUGAAGAUCAGAUUGCUCUUCUGAAGGGUUCAGCGGUGGAGGCCAUGUUCCUGCGUUCUGCCGAAGUCUUCACCAAGAAAAGGCCUCAGGGACAGACAGAGGUGCUGGAGGAGCGCAUAAGAAAGAGUGGCAUAUCAGAAGAGUUUAUCACCCCUAUGUUCAACUUCUAUAAGAGUAUUGGUGAGCUGCAGAUGAGGCAAGAGGAACAUGCGCUCCUCACAGCCAUCACCAUUCUGUCCUCAGACCGGCCAUAUGUGAAGGACCAGCAGGCGGUGGAGCAACUGCAGGAGCCCAUGCUGGAGGUGCUGUGGAAGUUCUGCAAGCUGCAGCACCCUCAGGACCCCCAGCACUUCGCACGGCUGCUGGGCCGUCUGACCGAACUGCGCACCCUCAAUCAUCAGCACGCCGAGAUGCUGGAGUCGUGGCGCAUGAGUGACCACAAGUUCAACCCCCUGCUCUGUGAAAUCUGGGACGUACAGUGACAUUACAGGGAGAAAUCCCAAAGACUUUUUCAAUGCUGCCAAAGAGAUGGUCUGAUUUCUUACAGAGAUAACUUGUUGAGAUUGAACAUGUGGCUAUAAUACAGAGCCUGAGCAUGUUGUCAAGCCUGUAUAAUGCAGUUCAGCAGUGACUGUAGGACAGAUUGAAUGGUCAUCCCUGAAUGUCAUCCAACAGUUAGACGAAUGAGAUUUGUAAGAGAUAAUCAUGAAAUAAAUGCCAUUAUUAAUGUGUGUGUGGACUUGUAGACACUGGAGGAUAUGUAUCAUAUAUUUUAUGUUUUUAAAGUGUUUUAAUUCAAUCUAAUGAUCAAAGGCACCAUAACUUAUAGUACCAUUUUUGCCAACUGAAUUCAAUGUCAAAUGAAUAUGUAGAUACAUAUUAUCAUUUUUUUUAUAAAAAAAGAGUUAUUAUUAUUAUAGGUUAA